Molecule: messenger RNA, 999 nt
Organism: Lathyrus oleraceus (garden pea)
Lineage: Eukaryota; Viridiplantae; Streptophyta; Magnoliopsida; Fabales; Fabaceae
Product: probable ADP-ribosylation factor GTPase-activating protein AGD15
Exons: 8
Coding region: 82-816 (244 amino acids)
Molecular function (GO): GTPase activator activity
Source: RefSeq, a predicted model, not a curated record
UCACCUUCCCGUUUGCUCUUCCUUCGUUGUCAUAUCGUGUCUCAUCGCCGCCACAUAAACAGCGAGGGUUUUGCAGCAAACAUGAAUGGGAAAGCUUCCGUUUCUAAGGAGCUUCAUGCCAAACACACCAAGAUCUUAGAAGGACUUCUUAAGCUACCUGACAACAAGGAAUGUGCAGACUGUUGGACCAAGGCACCGCGAUGGGCUAGUGUGAACUUAGGAAUUUUCAUUUGCAUGCAGUGUUCAGGGAUUCAUCGGAGUCUUGGAGUGCAUAUAUCGAAGGUGAGGUCCACAACUUUGGAUACAUGGCUACCAGAUCAAGUUUCUUUCAUGCAAUUUAUGGGUAAUGUGAAGUCAAAUAAGCAUUGGGAGGCUAAACUACCACCGGAUUUUGACAGAAAUGGAUAUGGAGUCGAGAAAUUUAUCCGUGCCAAGUAUGUGGAGAAAAGAUGGGCUUUGCAAGGCAAACUACAAUCAGCUCCGAAGUCGACUGAAAUCUUCUUUGAGAUCAAAGAGUUACCAGUUGCGGCGGCCAAGAAUGGUAUUCAGAAAAACAGGAGAUUGUCUCUUGAGGAAAGCAUUCUAGUGAAUCACAUGGCACAGAUUCGGCCUCCAAUAGCGAAAUCUCACGAGGGCCCCUUAGAUUUACCGAUGAUGAUUUCACCACCACUGUUAAAGAGGCCAUCGACAUCACUUGAUUUUGAUAACGUCAUUGGAAAUAACAACAGUACCAUCGAUCUUUUUAACUUGCUUUCCAUCCACGACGAUAAGCAUAAUACCUCAACUACACCUCCUAGUUGGACAACAUUUGAUUGAGAAGGCGUGUGAAUUGUGUUUGUUCAUAGAUUGUUGAGCUAGAUUUUCGGAUAGAUGUCACAAGAUUACGAUUGCAGAAGUUCUUGCCAUGUUGCACAAACAUCGAUAUGUACUAAUCUGGUGAGUACUUGUCUCAUUUCAAUUUAAUAAUGCUAAUUUGAUGUUUAUCUUUAUCUCCACAAU